AUGGCAGUGAGUAUAUUGAGAAAGCAGAAGACUAUUCUCCACAGAUUGAAGAUGUCCCAUCUUCAUUGUCUCCAUCCCACGGAGAAUAUAUUUGUAACGCCAUGGUACAUUAAACCUGAACCCGUCCCGAGCCCACCCGGCACUGAUCCAUACAACUGGCCAAUAUGGAAGCCAUCCUACUGGAAAUUAAUCAAUCUCAUUCCUGUUCUACCUCAUCUCUCUACAAAUUGCUGUCCUUGGAGGUUCUCCCCUUUCUGGAAACCGUUGUCCCAACCGUACGGUCGUAGGCCAAUAUUUCUGUUAUCCACUAUCCUCAGCCUGGUUUUCAAUGUCGGGUGUGCGAAGAGUCCGACGUAUGCAUCGAUGGCCGCAUGUAGAGCUUUAACGGCCUUUUCCAUAUCUUCCACGGCAGCGAUUAGGAGUGCGCUUGUGGCAGUGAUCUUCUUCAAGGGAGAAAGGGGUCGGUAUAUGGGUAUCUGGAUCUUGAUGGUUACAUUGGGGGUACCAGUUGGUCCACUAUCUUUUGGCUUUGCUGUGAACCACACGGGUUAUCGCUGGGUCUUUUGGGUUCUCGCCAUCACUAAUGGCGUGCAAUUUAUCCUAUAUAUCAUUUUUGGGCCUGAAGCCCGUUAUGUCGGGGGUAGUACAGUGGAUUCCUCUGCUGACUUCAAAAACCAGUAUCUCUCAUUCCGACGCAUUGACCCAACUCCGCUGACAUUCAGCGAAUUUAUUCACCCCUUGACCAUGGCCAAAUACCCGAGCGUGACGAUACCUGCAGUCGUGUAUGCUAUGGUAUUCUUGUUCGGAAGUGUUUUGAUCACCGUGGAGGUUCCUCAGCUCUUACAGGGCAAGUUCGGUCUCAAUGCUGAACAUCUUGGUCUCCAGUUUCUGGGAGUCAUGGUUGGCACCGUUCUAGGCGAGCAAAUAGGUAGCCCCGUGUCCGAUUACCGGAUAAAUCGCCGAGCACUGCACGUUACGAAGGCGCCAGAACCAGGAUUUCGUCUCUGGCUCAGUUACCCUGGCAUUAUCCUAACUAUCGCUGACGUUAUUGUCUUUCUAGUUUGCACCCAAAAGGCACCAGAUGGGCAUUGGGUUGUGUCACCAAUAGUCGACACUGCCGUGGCUGCCUUUGGCAAUCAACUGGUAACCACUGUCAUGGUAACAUACGCAAUUGACGGCCACCCCGACGAUGCUGGGAGCGUAGGGGUCUUUAUAACGUCUGUCCGACAGGCUUGGGGCUCCAUCGGCCCUUUCUGGGGAAACGUUGGUAUUGCCGCCAGCUCAGGUCUUUCGAGCGCUUUGAUUUUGGCAUGUAGCUUGCUGCCCACCAUUACAGUUCAUUUGGUGGGGAGAAAAUGGAGAUGGAGUGUAUCUCUAGUCGCCAGUAUGACGUGUUUGUACUUGCUUGUUUCAAUUCUUAAUGCCUUUUAA
Molecule: messenger RNA, 1431 nt
Organism: Aspergillus alliaceus
Lineage: Eukaryota; Fungi; Ascomycota; Eurotiomycetes; Eurotiales; Aspergillaceae
Product: putative MFS transporter
Exons: 5
Coding region: 1-1431 (476 amino acids)
Biological process (GO): transmembrane transport
Molecular function (GO): transmembrane transporter activity
Source: RefSeq, a predicted model, not a curated record